AUGGUGAGAGUAAAUGCCUACUUGGAGUACCACCCUUACCUGGUCAACUACUCCUUUGUGGAGGCAUACUCCCUCGGUAACCCAGUGGCACCAGUGACCACAUUCCUCGGAAGCCGCUACGCUCCUCCGGGCGACGACUGGGAGGAGAGGAUGAUGGAAUGGGAAAAUGCUCCCGAUGGGUCAUACUACACGUUCCACGAGUACUCGUACGAUGACGAGGGCAAUGUGACGUGGGCGAUGGUGUACUACGAGAAGACGUGGAGGAAGAUCCCCUACAUCACCUUCUCCUCCGGCAACGAAGACAGCACAAUCACCGCCAGCGUCUACUUCGACAAGCACGACAACCUCACCUCUCAGUACCUGCUACGUCUGUUCGAUGUGUCUGACUCUGACAACGAGGACAUCCACCCAAUCUUCAAUGUGACAGUGGACAGGGCCAAUGACUCCAACAUAGCAGAGGUGGAGAUAGGACCAGUAGAGAAGAACACAGAGUAUGUAGUGCAGUACAUCGCCAUAAUCCCAGCUGGCACUGACCCUCCCCGUCAUGUGAUGGUGGGUAUGCAGUACAUCCGAUUGUACAUUAGAGAUGGUUUCUUCAUCAUUCCCGUCAUCUUCCUCGCCCUCGGGCUCCUGGCCGCCAUCCCCAUUCGAAUACACCGGGCUGUGUCCGGAACUAACAAGAGCAAGGCAGGGCGUACUCGCACUCGGAUGAACAGACAGGGCACUGCCGACAACGAGGACAAAGGAGCAGGUGGCAUGUCAGGGGGAGCACGCAAAUGGCACCAGUUCAACGACCUGCCUUCGAACCCAGUCGCCACUCACAAGUUCAAAGACUAUGUUAAGGAGACCAAUGAUAAAGACCUCAAGGCAGAGUACAAGGAGUGCAAAGAUGUGGGCACCAACGCUUCUGUCAGUUUCGCCCACAAGAACCCAAAGGACAACCGCUACUUGAACAUCAUCCCCUACAACCACAGCAGAGUGCCCCUCUACCCCCAGUCGGCUGGCCCCAUGCCCAAGGACCAGGAGGCGCCCCAGUACAUCAAUGCCAGCUACGUGCCAGGCGAGAGGUCUCUAAAGGAAUUCAUCGCCACACAGGGUCCCAAGAAGGACACGACUGUCGCCUUCUGGGCCAUGGUCAUGCAAUCUGACUCCACAUGCAUUGUAUGUCUCACCAAUCUGCAAGAGAAAGACACUGCUGGAAGGAUGAGACCGAAAUGUGUGAAGUACUGGCCAGAUGCGGGGAAGCCACUGAAGCUGACAAAGUAUUUCGUGAUCAAGAACGAGGGAGAAGUGAACAAAGGACCUUAUGUGGUCAGAAACAUCAACUGUAUUCAGAGGGACAAGGAGGUGCACGUGAAAAUGUUCCACUUCACUGCGUGGCCGGACAAGGGAGUGCCGAAGAAAUAUGACGAAUUCGUCACUUUCCUCGAGGACAGUCGGGAACACGGCAAGCAGAGUGACACGCCCAUCAUAGUACACUGCUCCGCUGGAGUCGGCAGAACAGGGUGUUACAUCAUCCUGUAUCGAGUGAAGGACCAGCUGGAUAAGAACCCAGCAGAGAUAGACAUCCAGAGACUGACCUCCGAGUCCAGACACAGCAGGAUGGAGAUGGUGCAGACAUUUCAGCAAUACAAAUGGCUGCAUGCCGUGGUGGCCUUCAUGAUCAAAAAGUACAAAACGAGGGGAAAACCGAGAGGAGCCGAUGGAGACGAGGGAGAGGACGAGGGCCAGGCAGGAGACAAAGACCAGCUGGGAGAAGGGGGAGCGGACAAGGAUGGAGACGACAAGGGAGACAAAAAGAAGGGUAAGAAGGAGAAAAAGAGCAAACUGGGCAAAAAGUCCAAGAAGGGGGGCAAGGGGGACGACAAAGACAAAGACAAAGGGGCUGAGGACGACUUCGGGGAUGGUGCUAGCAAGGAUGGGGAGGACAAGGAAAACAAAGAUGGCUCGGCUGCGCCUGAUGACAGCAAAGCAGGAGACGAAACAGCUGCCGGCGACGAAGAGGGAUCACAAAUGGAAGACGACAAAGACAAAGACAAGGACGAGGAUGAAGAGGACAAAAAGAAGAGCGGCGGCUUUUCCGGGGGCUUCGGGAAGGGCAAGAAGAGUGGGGAGGACGGCGAUGGAAAGGGGGCUGAUGACUUGGAUAAGAAAGACGGAGACGAUGCAGAUGCACCCAAGGACGGCGAGGAUGAUGCAGGAGAUGAUGGUGGACCUCCGAAGGAUGACAUUCCGGAUGACCUGGAUGACGGGACGGAGGGGGCCUCGAUGCCAGAGAGUGACGUCGAAGAUCCGGCCGAGUUCGAGCGAGAGAAAGACGACGACAAAGAGGGUAACGAUGACCUUGACCAGAACACGAUGAUGUCACGUGGCUUCACCCCGGAAGAGGAGGAUCUGAUGGACGAGCAGUCGGCUGACCCGGGAGGGGAAGGGGCAGGGGCCUCGAAUGAGAUCAGCGCCUUCGAGUCCACCACGAAGCCAUCUUUGGGAACAUCGGCUGGAGACAAGAAGAAAAGCAGAAAGAGGACCAAGCCAUCCAAGAUAAAAGAAGAGAAAUAACAGAUCAAACUGCUACAAUUUCUGGCUGGCUGACUGCAGUUUCAUGAAAAAAAUCACCAAGAUG
Molecule: messenger RNA, 2623 nt
Organism: Symsagittifera roscoffensis
Lineage: Eukaryota; Metazoa; Xenacoelomorpha; Acoela; Convolutidae
Product: phosphatidylinositol phosphatase PTPRQ-like
Exons: 17
Coding region: 1-2559 (852 amino acids)
Biological process (GO): protein dephosphorylation
Molecular function (GO): protein tyrosine phosphatase activity
Source: RefSeq, a predicted model, not a curated record